Pistacia vera is the source of this 1529-nucleotide messenger RNA. Its product is annotated as mitochondrial carrier protein CoAc2. The coding region runs from base 169 to 1194 and encodes 341 amino acids. Lineage: Eukaryota; Viridiplantae; Streptophyta; Magnoliopsida; Sapindales; Anacardiaceae. Gene Ontology annotation, biological process: transmembrane transport. The transcript is spliced from 7 exons. The record is from RefSeq and is a predicted model, not a curated record. Gene Ontology annotation, cellular component: mitochondrial inner membrane.
CCUUCUCUGACUUCUCACUUGUCCCAAACAUAUAAAAACCAAUCAAAAUCAGAAGAAACGUUUCAAUUCUUCCUUUUUAUUCUUAUUCUCUUCUCAGCAUCAAUACCAAACUCUUUUUUCGAACAUUAAUAUAAAAAUCCUGUCUCUCUUCUGUCUCUCUUUGUAAAAAUGUCCAAGAAGAGAGAAGAAAGAGAGACGGGUAUGUUGUUGGAUGGAAUAAUAGACGCCAUGCCUGUCUUUGCAAAGGAGCUCGUUGCUGGUGGCGUUGCUGGUGGCUUAGCCAAAUCCGCUGUUGCCCCUCUUGAGCGUGUCAAGAUUUUGUUUCAGACCAGAAGAGAAGAAUUUCAGAGCAUGGGGCUGUUUGGAUCCUUUAAAAAGAUUACAACAACAGAAGGGAUUAUGGGUUUCUACAGAGGAAAUGGUGCUAGUGUUGCUCGCAUUGUUCCUUAUGCAGCACUUCAUUAUAUGGCUUAUGAGCAAUACCGGCGAUGGAUUAUUCUCAGUUUUCCUGGCAUUGGGAGAGGCCCUAUACUUGAUCUUGUAGCAGGAUCAUUUGCUGGAGGAACUGCUGUGCUUUUCACUUAUCCACUGGAUUUAGUCCGGACGAAAUUGGCUUAUCAGAUUGUUGGUUCACCAAAAAGGAACUUUCAAGGGGUAGUUAGUGCAGAACAAGCUUAUAAAGGAAUAGUUGAUUGUUUCCGGAAAACUUACAAGGAAGCUGGGCUUAGAGGUCUCUAUCGAGGUGCAGCUCCAUCACUUUAUGGAAUCUUCCCAUAUGCUGGUUUGAAGUUUUACUUCUAUGAGGAGAUGAAACGCCAUGUCCCUGACAAUCACAAGAAAGACAUAAUGGUGAAACUUGCAUGUGGAUCAAUCGCUGGUCUGUUGGGUCAGACCUUCACAUACCCUCUAGAUGUUGUUAGGAGGCAAAUGCAGGUUGAGAGGCUCUUGCCUUCUACUAGUGCAGAGUCAAGGGGAACAAUGGAGACCCUUGUUAUGAUUGCUCAAAAACAAGGAUGGAAGCAAUUAUUUUCAGGGCUCAGUAUCAAUUAUUUGAAGGUCGUACCAUCUGUGGCAAUAGGGUUUACAGUUUAUGACAUUAUGAAAUCAUACCUGAGAGUUCCAUCACGAGAUGAAGAUGUAAUAGAAGUGGUAACAAAUAAGAGAAAUAGUCAACCAUCCCUUCACUCUUCUUAAUGAUUCAUCUAUUUUUUAAAUUUGAGCAACAUUCUUCCUCUUCAUCAUCAGUAGACUUACAUUACUUUCGGAAUUGUUAUUUUAGAUUGACUUGUACUAUUCAAGGCAUUUGUGCAUUCUAUUCUUUCGAGCUGAAUAAAUCCUGUGUAGGUUACAUUACUACUUCAAACAAUCCUUGUAUUAGUGCCCAAUUUUUUGGGUUGUUUGGCCGGCAAACUUUAUUGACUAGAUUUCUUACAAGUUCUCCCUGUACAGUUAUGUAUCAUAAGGAUGAGAUACACAUUGAUGUACAUACAGUUGUAUGAUCUAUAAAAAGCAUUUUGAUGUUGCUACAA